Messenger RNA from Zingiber officinale, 5489 nucleotides. RefSeq names its product protein TIME FOR COFFEE-like. NCBI's taxonomy places the organism in Eukaryota, Viridiplantae, Streptophyta, Magnoliopsida, Zingiberales, Zingiberaceae. The coding region runs from base 289 to 4989 and encodes 1566 amino acids. Gene Ontology annotation, biological process: regulation of circadian rhythm. The transcript has 13 exons. The record is from RefSeq and is a predicted model, not a curated record. Gene Ontology annotation, cellular component: nucleus.
AGCAAACCAUAAGAUAGAGGGAGUGGCGAGAAAGGGAAAGAGAGAAAAAGAGAGAGGCGAAGAGAUAGGGAGGAGGAGCCAGGACGAAGAGGAGAUCUGGCCGGAAAAAUUCCCUUUUUCCUGUGCUCUUGAAAGGAUCCCUCUAGAUUGACGCAUCUCUCCGUCGAGAGGGCACUGGAUCUGGAGUUUUUGGGUGGGGUGGGCUGCGAAGAGAAGAUCUGGUCGGGUGGAGGAAGAAAGGAUGACUGAUGAGGAGAGCCUGGUGGUCUGAUUGGAUGACAAGGAGAGAUGGAAAGGAAUCGUGAAGCGAGGAGAGGCACCAUGGCGGCGGCGGCGACAAACGGAGGUGGCGGAGGGUUGCCGAGGAGGAGGCAGCGGAACAGCAGCAGCUUUAGAGACUCUCCUGAAGAGGACGGAAGGAUGGAGAUGCCGGACACAUCAAGGUUGCGGGAUCGAGGGUCCAAGAAAGAUCGAGAUCGGGACAGAUCUAGUCGUAGCAGGAGGAGAAGAGGGGAGAGGAUGCUUCAUGGAAGCAACAGAGACAGAGAUGAAGGCGAUGAUAGCUCUGAGGAGAGUAUGGACCAGGACGAUGAGGAUGAAGAUGAGGGCAUGCCUGUUCCUGUGCGACUGCCGCCGUCUUCUCCUCCUCUGCCAAAUCCUGUGGCUGCUUCUUCACCGCAACAAAAUCAGCAGCAUAAUAACCACCACCACCACCACCAGCAGCCGCCCCGGAAGAGCUUUCCGCCAAAAGCGGUUAAGUGGAAGGCAGACGAGAUGAUCGGCGUCCCUGUACCAAGAAAAGCUCGCUCAGCGUCUACGAAGAGGGCACAUGAACCUCCAGUUACAGGAGGCGGCGGCGGUGGAGGCGGUGACCAUAUCAGUCAUCAGGCUUCCAUGUCGCCCUCAAGGCUAAGCCCUAUUUCCACCACCCAGCUUUCCCCAUCUUCUUCCAACGGUUCCCUUCGUAAAAAGAUGAAGCCGAUGACUGGAGCGAAACACCGGCCCCCAAAGUUCUCCAAAUCUCCAUCUUGCCAGGAUGAGAUCGAGAUUGAGGUCGCGGAGGUUUUGUUUGGGAUGACAAGGCAAUUCGACUCUCUUCCCAAGCAGGAUAGCUACAAAAUUGAUUCAAGGGAUAUAGAUGGUGGAUCGGGCAAUGAAGCUAAAUCUAGAGUUUCAUCUCCUAGCUCAGUGUCUCCGUCUCCGGCAGCAUAUUCAGCUGCGCUUCCUUCUUCCAAUUCAUGUUCUAAUCCUGCCUCGCUGCCCACAGUUGCUCCAAAGCGAAAGAGGCCAAGGCCCGUGAAAUUUGACGAAGAAACCCCCACGAGCCUAGUGGUCUUGCAUAAUUACUCGAGUUUAUCUGCACCUGUAGCCAAAGUGGAAUCCGAGAACCAGAUCAAGCCGGAAGUUUCAUCGCCAAAAUCAGAAAAGAACAUUGCAACUCCCGUCAAAAAUGGAGGUGCGCCACUUGUUACUUCGGUCUCUCAGUCUGGGCUCUCGGAUGUGCAACGGCAGGAGUCGGCGAAGGCUGAGAAGUGUAAGACUCAUGAUCAGCUUCCGACAGGCAGGUCGAAUUCGGGAGACAGGGUGGUGGAAACUAUAGAAGAUCUUGUUUCUCGUGCAAACGGAGACUCGGAUGUCAACCUCUUUGAAACUGCCGCUAAGAAAAAUGCGCCCGAGAGUCCUAAUGAGGAAAAGUUUAAGUUCGACCUUAUGGCUCCUCCUCCAGGAAAGCUAUCUCCAGAGAGGGAUGAUUUUAAUGUUUUUGACCGAGAUCACAAGCUACAUGUGCUGGAUAUUGAAAUGGCACCAAAAAUGAACACAGAUAAAGCAGAGGAAAAACCCGCAGAGAUUGCAGUGAUGAGAGAUGAACAUCAGACUGCGAAGUUUGGUGAGAAAGAUGCUGAUUUGAAGAAGCAAACAGUCAACAAGCAAGCCUUGGAUCUUCCAAUUGAUUUUGAGAAGCCUAAGAAGCAGGAUGUUAGCUUUGACAAAAUGGAAACUUCUAAGCAGCAAAGUAAAGAUCUUAGGCAAGAGCCUAAACAGGAGAAAUCUGGAUCAGCCUCCUCUCUACAUGUCCCUUUGACAGUUGGAAGUUGGCCAGGGGUCUUUCCUCCUUACGGAUACAUGGGUCAAGUUCCACCUUUGCAAGCCAGUGCUCCAAUAAAUGGAACGGCAGGUUCUUCCAGUUCCGUCCAGCCACCUGGUUUUCUCCAAGCACAUCCUCGUCCAAAGCGUUGUUCUACGCAUUGCUUCAUAGCACAGAUGAUAUCCAACUAUGAGAAGUUUGCAAGAAUGAAUAGUUUCUGGACUGCUGCAGCAGGAGCUGCACCAUUUUAUGGAGCUAAGCCUUGUAAUCAAAGUGUGGUUCCACCUUCUGAUAGUGCUCUUUCUGGACAUCAAAUGCAAGGAGCUUUCCUAGGUGCUAAUGCAGGCGCAUUGCCAGACACUAAAGGGACACCAGUAGCAGCUUUGUCAUUGCCAGGUAAUAGUGCAUCGCAGGAGAAGAUGCCACAAGCUAAUAAUACGCAUAUGGAAACUGCCCAGAGAAAGCAAGUCAUGCUUCAGCAAAUGCCCAAGUCUGGAUCAACAAGUAACAUGCCGCAUGGUCCUGCGUUUAUAUUCCCCAUAAACCAGGCACCUUUGCUACAGCCAGCUGCUGCGGCAUCUGGUGUUGGUAGAGUUGGGGCAGCGAAAUCAACUACUAGCGCUAAUGGUGAGAUACGGACAUCUGCAGCUAUUAGUUCUGCAGUGGGUAGCAGUGUAGCUGGUGGAUCAGCAACUCCGAUGAACUUGAGUUUCACUAAUAUGCUUCCAAAUGAUGCUCAGUACGUGGCUUUUCUGCAGAAUUAUGGAUACCCUUUUCCUAUUCCUGCCCAAUUCACGGGGGCUCCAUUUAGAGGAACAAGUAAUGCUCAAGCAAUGCCCUUUUUCUACCCUUCUCACAUGCUUCAUCCACAACAACUACGACCACAGCAGCAGCAACAAGCAGGUCCACUGCCUCAUGUUCAACAAACCCACCAAAAUUCAAGCACUCUGAGUGGGUCCUCACAUAAACAUUCACAGCAAAGCAUUAAUGAGUUUCCAGCCACUAAUCAGCGGCAAGAUCUCUUGUCCCAACAAGGUCAUCCUAAGGAGUGCAGCAAGGGUGUGGAUGAAAGUCUUACCUCUGCCGAUGGUACAAUGUCUCAAUCUCAGAAGAGAAUCUUAUGUCAAACAAUUUUUGAACCAAUUCAUCCUCAGAACUUUGCCUGUGUGCCUAAUGCAGCUGCUAUUCACGUGGCGGGUCAUGGUGAUAAGCAGCCAAUCUAUCAACAAGCACAACAUAAGCAGAACAUGAAGGCAGAAUUGGCACCUCAAACUUUUACAAUACCCUUUGCAUCCUAUGGUGGGGCUGUAAGUCCACCAACAGGUCUUGACUUCUCCUCCAUUGCUCAGAACCAUGCCAUUUUGCAAAGCCUUCCUGAAAGUUCUAGACAUGGUUACUACCAGAUGGCAUCAGCUCCAGUUGCUGCCACAGCUCAGGCUACAGAGCUGAAGAAGAAUAACCAUGUAUCAGAAGAUGGGAAAACUAUAGCUAGGCAGUCAAUGAACACAAAUAUUAAUGAUGAAGAGGACAGAAAGGACAUAGUGGCUAGCAAGGGUACUCAGCAUUCCUCCCUUUCCUUUGCUAAAACAGAUGUAGAUCCUGCCAUCACAACUGUUCUUGGUAACAGUAUAAAUGAUCUGUCAUCCCGACAAGUAAACCUCAUUCAACCUCUCACAAGUAGAUCAUUUGACCGUCCUGCAUGCGCUACUCCAGCUAGUACUUCUCUCUCAGCUACCACCAUUUCUACUAAUUCCCAUCAACAGCAACAUCAUCCAAUUCAUCUUCCAAAGCACCAGCAGCAACAACUGCAGAUGCAACACCAUCUUGCACCCUCCCGUUCAAAGCCUUCAAGCGCAGGCAGCAGUGUUGCGGUCCACCCUGAGAAUCUUUCUGGAGGAGCUACAAUUACUAUGUUCCCACAUGCCCUAACUGGGUUUCCUCAAGCACUUAUUCAAGGUGGGAGUUCCAUCCAGUGGCCUCAGGGCAAAUCAUCUACUGGAAGAGGUGCGGAUCCUGCUGGAGCGUCACCUGCUCCCGUAGUUAAGAACAACUUCCUCCAACUGCAAGGCAGAGCAUCCCAACAAUCGCUUCCUUCUCAGGGCCACCAAACUCAGAUAUCAUUUGGCAUUAAUGGAAAUAAACAGGGAGGACAACACCUUCCUGGGACAUGUGGCAGUCCAUCUGCAUCUUCUGCCACAGUGGCUGUUUUAUCACCCUCAAAUUCAGUCUCAAGGAGUGCUGGUGGCAGUCCCAGAGCAUCCUCAACUAUAAAACCUAGUUCUCAAACCUCUGCUAUUUUGCUUCCUCAGCAAACUGCUGUAAAGCAAUCCACAUCAAGCUCUAGUUCAAAAUCAAACAUGAGUAACUCUACCAUGCCAUCCAUUUUAGGGCAUCAUCAUCCACAGAAAAUUUCUGCUCCAAGUUCAGUCACUAAACAGCAGCAACAGCCUCAGCAACCAAAACAGCAAUCCUCUGAGGCUCAGCUCUUCUUCUCUAAUCCACAUAUGCAGCAGGUUCAAUGCGCUCAGUCCAAUGCUUCUGCUCAAUAUUAUCAUAAAAGACAAUCUGAACAAACAAGGCAAACUCAACAACAUCAACAACACAACUCAGUUUCAUCUACUACUAAUAUGCUUUCCCUUUGUGCUCCUUCAGCACUAGCACAGGCUGGUGUUCCUGCAACACCAGAUCCAACUAAGGCCAUGGCAGUGAACUCUCUGGCUGCGGCUAAUAAUUUGAAGGGUUUGCCACCAACUAGCUUCCUCAAUGCCGCUCAGCUAGCUGUAGCAGCUCACUCUGCCUCGGUUUCUCCUCGACCUCCAAUGUCUGCUACGUUCUCAUAUAUGUCUCUGCCGCCAUUUUCUGUGAAGUCUUCAGCUGAGCAGAAACCUACAGCCAGUAAAUGAACUGAUAAUUUGCAAGCCUGCUGGCAGCCUGAGAGCAACUUAGGCUGGAAGAACAAAUGAAGCUUGGGCAAUAUUGGCUGCAUCUGCUUUGAAAUCAAACAAGAGGACUCGGCUUUCCCAUUCUAAUGUCCUCUGCUUUAUCUAUGGAACUCAUGUUUGGAGAUUAAUUGAAGGGUACUGAAAUCUUUGGAAGAAGUGGCGGGGAAAAUGGCACUGAUUCAUAACCUUCGAGCAUUUUGGCAGUGUAUUAAAGGAGAACACAGAACAGUUUAGGGAAGACAAUGACUGUACAAAAGAUGCCCUCUUACGUUUGAUGUGGUCAAAUGCUAACCACCAUUGUCAACUGUUUCUUUUGUUUUAUUUUAGCUCAUCAAAAGGACUGAGAUAAUUAAAUUAAUAUCACAUUACUUGUAGUUCCUCAUCUUUUACAUAUGAAUAUCUGUUCUUUGUGCUGGAACACUUUUUGAUCCAUUAUGAAAAUUUUUGAUAUACUUCAUUUA